Molecule: messenger RNA, 1557 nt
Organism: Nomia melanderi (Alkali bee)
Lineage: Eukaryota; Metazoa; Arthropoda; Insecta; Hymenoptera; Halictidae
Gene: PCID2
Product: PCI domain-containing protein 2
Biological process (GO): transcription elongation by RNA polymerase II; poly(A)+ mRNA export from nucleus; post-transcriptional tethering of RNA polymerase II gene DNA at nuclear periphery
Cellular component (GO): transcription export complex 2
Molecular function (GO): RNA binding; double-stranded DNA binding
Source: RefSeq, a predicted model, not a curated record
UCUUACUUCCCUCAUGCUAGUAACUAAAAAACAGCGUUCCCCCAUUAUCUGUACCCGAAGUGCUGUCCAAGACUGGUAUGUGAGUAGUUCUAUGAAGUAUUUAAACAAUUGGUAAAAGUUGGUAUGGAGAGGAUAACUUUUCGUGAGGGGAGUGUCACUAGAACGUCUGCGGGCACCGAUUUAACAUCCUGGUGUUACGAGUUAAAAUAACGGUUGACAAUGUUAAUUGAUUACAGUUAUCAAAAUAUUUUAUAAAAAUAAACAUUCUUGUUAAAUUAUUAACAAUUCUAUCAAUUGGUACCAUUAUGGAUUCUUAUGUAAUACAGGUUAUGUUUACUAUAGGUCAGACGUAUGUGGUUAAAUCAAGAUGGAUAUUCUUUAGCGGAUUUAUUAUCUUUGAGACAUAAUCAUGUUUCAAUUUCUCAAAUUGGUUCUGAAAUUGCAAUGACAAAGGCAAUAGAACAUUUAUCUGCCCCUUUAGAUGGCCUGGCGCUUUGCCAUUUAAAAACUAUAGCAGCAAUGAACAAAAAUGAUCCAUUAGCUAUGUAUAAUUAUCAAAGCUUAGCAGUACAAUCUUUAACAAAGAUACUUCAAAUGCAAAAAGAAGAAAAUUGGAUGCUACCUGUUAUGAAUAUGAUGUGCUUAGAAUUAAGAUUAUUAGCAGUGUGUGCUGAAAGUAGAAAAAGUAAUAAAAGUUCGAAACCUGGAGAAAUAUUAGAGAAAUGUGCGGAAUGUCUGAUGGGUUGCUUUAGAGUAUGUGCUUGUGAUAAUCGCAGUUCAGAAGAUGACACAAAAAGAUGGGGAAUGCUGGCAUUAGUUAAUCAAUUAUUAAAGAUUUACUUUAGAAUCAAUAAACUACAUCUGUGCAAGCCUUUGAUAAGAGCAAUAGAAUCAUCACCAUACAAAGCACAUUUUGCAUUAGCACAACAAAUUACUUACAAGUUUUUUGUGGGACGCAAGGCAAUGUUUGAUAGUGAUUACAAAGCAGCUGAUGAAUAUCUCACAUAUGCAUUUGAGCAUUGUCAUAAAAAAUCUUUAAAAAACAAACGACUAAUUUUAACAUAUCUUGCACCAGUGAAGAUGUUAUUAGGAUAUAUGCCAAAACAAAGCUUAUUGGAAAAGUACAACUUAAUGGAAUUUUGGGAAUUAAUGGAAUCUGUUAAAAAAGGAGAUUUACGUAAUCUUGAGAAAGUAAUGGAAAAACAUGAGACUUUUUUCAUAGGAGCUGGUAUAUAUUUAAUUGUGGAGAAGUUAAAAAUAAUAGCUUACAGGAAUUUAUUCAAGAAAGUAUAUUUAGUAUUAAAUAUACAUCAGAUUCCCAUCCAAAAUCUACUUUCAUCUCUACAGAUGCAUGGAUUUGAUGAUGUGGAUAUGGAUGAAACUGAGUGUAUAGUAGCAAAUUUAAUAUAUGAAGGAAAAAUUAAAGGUUACAUAUCUCAUCAGCAUAAAAAGUUAGUCAUAUCCAAACAAAAUCCUUUCCCAAAGUUAUCAACAAUACCAUAAAUAUUAUUAUGUUAUUUGUAUUAUAUAUUUUUUAAUAAACAAUUUAAAGCUGAA